AUGACGGAAAAGAUUAAAUAUGAACAGAGACCGAGCUCUCAACAUGUCGAGUCUAAUGACCCGGAGAAGGACCAGCCCCAGGUGGUGAUCCCUCAAGAGCGCCAGUCGGUCAUCCGUAGAAAAUUUGAUCGUCGUGUCUUGCCAAUUGUAUGUAUUCUAUACAUUCUAUCAUACUUGGAUCGAGGAAACAUCGGCAACGCCAAGGCUGCUGGACUCGACAAGGAUCUUAACCUCAGUGACUACCAGUGGUCUUGGGUCUUGUAUGCCUUUUAUAUCUGCUAUAUCCUAUUUGAUUGGACUACAGUCCUAUGGAAAAUCCUCCCGGCACAUUCCUACAUUGCCGUUCUCUGCAUUUGCUGGGGCACAGCUGCCAUGUGUAGUGGUGCAGUCAACAAUUUCGCUCAGAUUCUCGCCACUCGGUCCCUGCUGGGUAUCUUCGAAUCCGUCUUUGGCUCUGGUGCACCAUACUUCCUUUCUUUGUUCUACCAAAGACAAGAACUAGGGCUCCGGGUAUCAAUACUCCUUGGGAUGUCCCCAGUUGCCAAUUGUUUUGCUUCUGCUCUUGCCUAUGGUAUUACCCACAUCAGGGGAUCUAUAGAGCCAUGGCGCUAUCUAUUUAUCAUUGAAGGCGCACCAACAGUCCUCUUCUCAGUGGUGGUAUUCUUCUUCCUCCCGGACUCACCAGGCUCAGCAUCCUUCCUGGACGAAAGGGAACAAACAGAAGCAGUAGAACGCCUGCAAUCAUUCGACACAACAGAGAAACACAAAGUUCGCUGGUCUCAAGUCCUGAGCGGAUUAUCAGACUACAAAAACUACAUCCACAUGCUCAUUCACUUCUGUUGCAACUACUCAUUUGCGGGGCUCUCAAACUUCCUCCCAACAAUCAUCCAGCAUAUGGGCUACACUUCCAUCAAUGCUCAAGGCCUAUCAGCACCACCCUACCUCGUCUCCUUCCUCUGCUGUCUAGCAGCCGCCUUCCUCUCGGACAGAUGGGGAAAACGCGGUAUCCUAAUUACAUUUUUCGCAACGAUAGGGACAGUUGGGUAUCUACUUCUCACGUGCGUGCAAGAUCAAUCAAAUACCGCGGCGCGGUAUGCGGGUGUUUGGCUAGCGACCUGUGGGAUCUUUCCUGCUCUCGCGCUAAAUAUAACUUGGUUGAUGGAUAACCAGGGCGGGGAAAGUAAAAGAGGUGCUGGGAUGGCUAUCCUUGCUGUCUUUGGACAAUGUUCUAGCUUGAUUAGUAGUUCUGUGUUUCCUAAUUCUGAUGCGCCGCUCUAUACGCUAGGAUGUGGGAUUGGGUGUGCUUUUACCGGGUUGAUUGCUGUCUUGGCUAUGGGGUUGAGUGUUAAGCUGACCUUGGAGAAUCGGAGACGGGAUCAGGUUUAUGGGGUUGUUGGUGUGAAUGAGAGGGUUGAUGUUACUGAUGCGGGUGAUAAUCAUCCCAAGUUUCGUUAUUUGACUUGA
Penicillium hordei is the source of this 1464-nucleotide messenger RNA. Its product is annotated as putative MFS transporter. Gene Ontology annotation, cellular component: membrane. The transcript has 5 exons. NCBI's taxonomy places the organism in Eukaryota, Fungi, Ascomycota, Eurotiomycetes, Eurotiales, Aspergillaceae. The record is from RefSeq and is a predicted model, not a curated record. Gene Ontology annotation, molecular function: transmembrane transporter activity. Bases 1 to 1464 code for a protein of 487 amino acids. Gene Ontology annotation, biological process: transmembrane transport.